CAAAAACUAAGCACACACGACCCUGCCUUGACCCGUCUCCUUCUCUCCCAAAAUCUUGAUGCGACAGUCCACUCCCUUCUCAGUCUCUCCUUCAUCUCGAUGCCCUUCCCACUUCUUACCCUAAUCCCAAUGCGACAGUCCCUCCCUCCUCUUCCCUCUUAGUCGUGGAUUCAUUUGCAUUCGGUUCUAUUCGUUGUUGCUUCCUCCUCACCAGUUUAUUGUAAGAUCUUUGCUCGGGGAGUCCUCUCUCUCUCUCUCUCUCAGUUUGUGUAAUAUCUUUGAUUGACCUCAGGUUCCUGUAGACUUCACUAAGACGAUUCAGAUCUUGAAUAGCCGCCAGAUGCAUCGUUAAUGUAAAUGCACAUAGGUACAUUCUUCCUCUGCGUUGUAACGCUUACUGCAUCAAAAGUCCCUUUCAUUGGCGAUCCUAAGAUGCUUAGGCUUAUUUAGAUUUAGAAUCAGAGAUUACCAUACUGCAACUAUAGACGGAGAGAAAGUACUUGUCAAGAGAAAAGCUGAAUUGUUAAGGAAGGAGGAAGAGCUUCAAAGCUGCAAAGGAGAAUGGGUAAGAAACCCAAAGCUGCAAAGAAUCAAGAAAAGGAACCCAUGUGUAAGCCUGAACGUACAAGUCCACCUCAGGAGAGAGUGACUUUGCAGCCUGGAAAAAUAAAUCCUUCCCCAGAGAGAGUGGGAUCACAGCCCAAUAGAGGAAAUCCUUCCCCAGCCAGUAUGGAAAUACAGUCUGAAAGCAGCAUCCCUUCCUUGGGGAGGGUGAAGACACAGCCUAAACAGCAAGCAGAUCUUUCCAAACAAUCAAAUCCAAAUAAAAGAGUGAAAUUCUAUGCUAGUGUUGUCAGGCGAUCUGAACGUAUCCGAAAUGCAGUUAUGCCUGCUCAGAACCUGGACAUUGAGCCUAUUGUUGAAGAGAUAAUUCUAAGUGAAAGUGAGAAGGAAGAUGACCCCCCUACUCAGACUCAGAGGGAGCAAAAUCAGCCUGAGCCAACAACCUUUGAUGAAAAGGACUUGGAAGAAAAGGUUGAAUAUAUCUUACAACAAUUGGAAGCACAAGAAAAGGCCAUGGAAGCAUUAAAGUCUGAGUCAUCUAAGGCAGAUUUUUCAUACAAAAAAUUGUAUAUAGACUCCCAAAAAAAGGUUGAAUCCUUGAGUGAAGAAAAUAAACAACUUUCCAUGAAGCUGGAAAUUGCUCUUGGAAAACUUGAAGCAUAUGAGAACGGAAAUCGAGUUUUCUCUGAAGUGUUGGAGAAAUUGAAGGAUUUCAUCUUGGUCUCGAAUCUGACAAAAGCUACUGAGACUGCGUUUAAUGCAUCAUCUCAGGCAUUACGCAGUACCUUCUGUGCAGAUGAUGAUGCUCUUGGAUCUGGAAGUCGUGCAGUAAAGAGAAAUAAAACUACCUCCCAAAAUGAAAAGAACUGAAACUCAUCACAUAGUCUAGGUGUUUUGCCAAAUAUUUUUAGCGUACUUUUGUCUGAAUCUAGGGCGGUCUUGUUUGGUUAAAAAGUAGAGAUGAUGACUCGGGUGGUGGUACUAGAUUGCUUUGAGCUUGACCCGCAAGUGCUUUUGAUGUUUAACUUCUUUGGAGAACAUUUUGUUGGGUACUUCUAGAUACAGUGGACAAUGUCAUUCCAAGAUAUGAUAUGCUUUUGAUGUUAUUAAUUUGUUUCACUGUAA
This is a messenger RNA of Carya illinoinensis, 1689 nucleotides long. RefSeq lists its product as uncharacterized. The record is from RefSeq and is a predicted model, not a curated record. Bases 562 to 1434 code for a protein of 290 amino acids. Lineage: Eukaryota; Viridiplantae; Streptophyta; Magnoliopsida; Fagales; Juglandaceae. The transcript has 4 exons.